This is a messenger RNA of Brassica rapa (field mustard), 8502 nucleotides long. RefSeq names its product probable polyol transporter 3. Lineage: Eukaryota; Viridiplantae; Streptophyta; Magnoliopsida; Brassicales; Brassicaceae. Gene Ontology annotation, cellular component: membrane. The record is from RefSeq and is a predicted model, not a curated record. Gene Ontology annotation, molecular function: carbohydrate:proton symporter activity. Gene Ontology annotation, biological process: transmembrane transport.
UGACCAUUGACUGAUUCAGCUUCAGUGUUUAAAACCUCAAGAACAUUACACUGAAGAUAGGGAGAGACACAUCUGACAUCUGCAUUGCGUCUGAGAAAGCCAAAGGAGGCAAAAAAAAUCACAGCUAUAAUUCUACACCAGAAAUUGAAACCACGGCUCUUACCAAUUAAAUCCAUAAUGUAGAUAAAAAGCCAUUAACAUCUUUAAACAUCCAAGCCAUCUCAGAAACACUCCCAUUGUCCCUAAAUGUUUAACCCACAAUCGUAGUUACAUUUCAAAUAAAUGUUUAUAUUUGGUUAUCUUUUUUUGAACGGCAUAUUCGGUUAUCUUUAGUUUGAGUUUAACUGAUAGCUUUGGCAGAACUAUUAUCACUAUUAUCAUUAUAUUUACAUUUUUUAUAAGAAAUAAUUGUUUAUAUUUGGCUAUACUUGGUGUACUACAUUAUAUAAAAUUUAUGUACAAUUAAUUCUUUAUUUAUACUAUUUGUUGGGAAUUGUUUUUGAGAAUAAAUCUUAACUGAAUCUUAGCUAAUGUGCUAUAUAUAAAAAUGGUUUCAGUUUAAAGAUAUUCUUCUUUAGCUGAAUCACGCAAUUAGAACGAAAUGACUUGUGUUCGAUGUGCUCUUUAAGAAAAAAAGGAGAGGUGCAUCGUUUUCAGAAACUUGUUUCGCCAUGCCACAUGUAUAUAAAUCGUACCAACAAAUAGUUCGGCCAAUCUUGAUGGCCUUGGUUUCAUUCCAAUGUGCUUCCAUCAUUUUGCUUUCCACUCGAGAUGCUUUUUUCCCACUAAUUUUAUAUAUCACCCGGAAAUAUAUUUCAAUACUUUUCUAAUAGCUAUAUCAAUUUUGAACCAGAUUUCACACUAACAACAAAAUCAAUAAAAUUUUGCGGUUUGUUCCUAGUAAAGAUGUCUAUAGUGGUCAAUAUAAAAUAGAGAUAAACAAUAGGUGAAGCUUGAUUACACCAAAAAAGAAGAAAAAUAGAUGAAGCUUGAUCCCGAGCAAUUUGAAAUACUUUUUUUUUUCUCAAAUCAUGUUUUUAAGGAUUUUCAUUUUGUCCUAAGUUUUAAUCACACCUCCGAGAAGUUGAUUACGGUUGAUCCACAUGGCACAAGUGAAAUAUUGACAUUAUAUUACGACAAUGAUUAUUCACGUCCACAUUCUCUACCCUACUAAUGGAAUGAUUGAUUUGGAAGCAAAAAUUUUAGGAAAAAACUAUUUCUUAUCUUUGUAUACGGGAUCCAUUUCCAAAAGAAAGAUAUCAGUCUCAGGUAUGGAAACAAUUAACGAGGUAUGGAUUAUUAGUAUUACAUACAAAAACUUGGUUUAUUAUCUGAGCUCUGAACAAGAUUACCAUAAAUCACACGAAGAAACAUGGAGGAAGUUAACUAAAUCCAUGAACUUUUAUGUCUUUCAAUAAUAUGAUUAGAAAUUGCGGUCUGAUUGACUUUGUAGCCUUAGGCAAUAUGUUGUCAUGGCAAUAAAGAAAAGGGAAACAAAUGAUAUGAUGUAUAUUGGAUAGGACAUUGGCAAACAAGGAAUGACAUACUUUAUUUCCCUGUUCAUUUACAUAAUAUUUAGGAAUAGUGGACUCUGAUCAUCAACCUAUAGUGGCAGUCAUUAAGGACAAGGUUCCAAAGAAGAGAGGACAAUUCUGAUUUGAUGAAAGGUUGAUAGGCCACGAGGGCUUAAUUGAAUCGAUAACCCGCGGAUAGGAAAUAUUGUAGGGACAGUCCAAUCAAGACUCGGCAAGAUUGACUAACUGUAGACAUGAAAUUGCUCGAUGAGGAAAGGAUAAUCCACCAUAUGAGAAAUAAAAGAUAAGUGAACUCCAUCGUGCUCUAGAAGAGGUCCAAAAUGACGACAAUAUAACUCAAGAAAAAAUAGUGGAAUUUUCAAGUAAGUUACAAGAGGCAUACAAAAAUGAGAAAGAUUACUGGCAACAAAAGAGUAGAAAAAUGUGACAUUCAGUUGGGAUGCAAACACAAAGUUCUGCUUUGUUUUCACUAAAAAGAGGCGGUCUAGGAAUGGAAUUAUUUGUUUACAUAAUGAAGGAUGACAAUGGAUAACAGAUGAAUCAGGGGUGGAAAAUGUGGUAGUGUAUUAUUUUGAAGAUCUCUUACAUCUACCUCACCCAUCGACUUUGAUAGUUUCUUACAAGAUAUCCCGGUUAGUAUAAAUCAUCAGAUGAAUAGGCGUCUAAUAGCUGCAGGUACAAAGAGGAAGUUCGACUAGAAUUAUCUAUGAUGUACUCGGAAAAGGCUCAGAGACUGGAUGGAAUGACAACCUUCUUCUUUCAACAUGCUUGGCAGAUAAUUAAAGAUGACAUACACAACUUAGUGAAUACCUUUUUGCAGACAAGGAAGCUGGAUACCCUGUUGAAUAUAACAAUUAUUUGUUUGAUUCCAAAGAUGGAAAGACUUACAAGGAUGACAUAGCUAGGAUUAAUAAGCCUUUGUAAUUUUGGAUACAAGAUUACCUCUAAUGUGUUGUACCAUAGUCUGAAGAGCUGUCUGUCAAAACUAGUUUAAGAGACCCAGUCAUCUUUUGUAGCAGGACGUUUAAUUUCAGAUAAUAUUUUGAUAGCACAUGAAAUGUUUUAUGGAAUGCUGACAAACAGAUCAUGUCAGUACAAAUUUAUGGCAAUCAAAACAGAUAUGAGUAAAGCAUAUGAUAGAGUGGAGUGGGAAUUUAUUCAAGUUCUUCUGACGAAAAUGGAGUUUGAUUGUCAAUGGAUCAUGUGGAUGAUAGAGUGCAUCACAUCAGUGCAAUACAUGAUACUGCUAAAUGGACAACUACGAGUCCAUAUAGCUCCUCAUAUGGGACUGCGAUAAGGAUAUACACUCUCACCAUAUCUUUUUAUCAAAUGUACGGAAGCGUUGAUUGCAAAUAUAAAGAAAGCAGAACAAGAUAAAUAGUUAACAUGAUUAAAGGUAGCAAGAGCGAGUCCGGUGAUUUCUCAUCUUCUAUUUGAAGAUGAUAGUAUCUUCUUUUGCAAGCGCAGAAAGAAGAGUGCCAAACAAUUUUGCAAAUCCUAAAGGAUUAUGGAAAAAUGUCGGAUCAUAAUUUUUGCCAAAUCAUAUCUGCAAUUUCGUCAUAGGAUUUAGGAGGCAACUAGAAAAGAAAUGCAGGACAUUUUAGGUAUCCAUAAUUUAGGAGGUAUGAGAUCUUAUUUGGGAAUUCCCAAAUGUUAGGAGGCUCAAAGACACAUAUUUUUGGGUUUUUUCAGGAUCGAAUGCAUACUAAGUGAAUGGCUGGAUAGUUAAAUAUCUUACAAAAGGUGGAAAUGAGGUUCUAAUAAAAGCAGUGGCAACAUCAAUGCCGAAUCAUGUCUUGUCUUGUUUCAGAUUACCAAAUACAUUCACGUCUAAGCUGACAAGCAUUGUACAUAUCUCAGUUCUGUUGAAAUUCUAGAGGAAAUGCAAGGGGUGUGUAUUGGAUUGUCUGGGGAAAGUUAUGCUAGCCAAAAGAAGAUAGAGGUCUAGGUUUUAAGUAUAUUAAGGAUUUUGAUACGGUAAUGCUAAAAUAGCAAUUAUGGCGUCUAAUUGAAAAGCUAAGCUUCUUAUUUGCAAAUUUUUUUUAAAGGUCGGUAUUUCAGAAAUACAAACCUUCUAAAACCAAUAAGAUCAUACUCGAAAUCAUACAGAAGACAUAGUAUUGUAAAUGCUAGAUAUCUAGUUAGCAAAUGACUAAUAAAAAGGAUAAAAAAUAAGCAUCUAUUUCGGUAUGAAAUAAACUUUGAAUCCUCAUCUAAUCUCCCGAGAUCAGCAAAUAAAAAUUCACAUAUUUUUGAUCAUGCACUUAGGGUAGGCAAGAUCAUUAACCCUAGUACGUGGAAUAUGCAUGUAAUAAAAACACCGGUGACAGAAGACGUAUCUCUUAUCAAAAAUAUACGAUUAAGUAUAUUAAAGUCUAUACUUUUUUUUUUGGAGUCUUUUUGUAUAGAGGGAAAGAGCGAUUCAGUUAAGAGUUUCGUGAGAAAUAAUUUAAAACAAACUUUGUCGAGAUAUGGUGGUUAACUUUUUGAAUGGACGGAGAUUGUUGUAGACUUCUUAAAAAUGGCUCCCACUGAUAAACUUAAGAAUGACGUUAAUUUUUUUUUUAUAUAUAGCUGUUUUAAGAAAUAGAAGAAAAUUUGAAUAGAGUAGAGGAAAAUAAGAUCUGCCCAUAUGAUCUAACCUACCCAAGUUAUCAACUGAGCCGGAAAGUCCCCAAAACUUAUCUUUCUGGCUGUGUUGGGCAUAUGCGUCCCAAAUAAUCUUAACAAGUUCACUUUAAAUUUCUCUUUCUCAUCUUCCAGAAGAUUUCUCUUUUUAGUAUUGAUGAAAAUAAUUUAUCUGUCUGGUUGGACUUGAACUUUAGAUACAUGUAACUAAACUUUAGAUACAUGUAACUGAUUAAGUCUAACAGAUUGACCACCUUAAAAACAACAUAUUUUUGGAUUGAAAAGAAAACUAAUUAAAAAAAAACUAGUUGUACAUGAAGACUAUUAAAUUGUGAACGUGUGGUUGUAUUAAUAACCGUGUGGAUUAUCUUGUCAAAAGGGCAAAAAAACGCAUAUAUUUUUAAUUUAGAUCCGUCUAUUCUCAGUUGGCUUUCCAUAAUAAGAGUUUCUUUCCGAAUGCGUGGUUGAAUUUAUCAUUUCUUACCUAACUAAAAUAAAAACGAAAACGUGGUCAGUUUAUCAUUUCUUACCCAACAAAUUCGUUUAACUUCAUCCAUGAUUUCUUCCGAGUUAGUGACUCUCGUUCACGUUUUGAUUUGUAAUAGUGACUAAAUAUAAAAAAAAAUAAAAAGGUGAAAGUAUUCAAUAUUCAUUUGUUUGGGUAUAGUUUUUCAUUACAGUAACGUCGUUCAGGAAAUCAAUUAAAAACUAUGUUUGUCACGGAUCUUUCGUUUUCAGCUCACCAUAUUUCAGAAAUCAAAUAUUACAAUAUAUAUAUAAAAUAUAUAUAUAUAUAUAUAUAUAUAUAUAUAUAUAUACUCUAUUUUCUGUUGUAAGAGAAAGGAAUAGAAACACACAAAAGAAAACACAUUCACUGUUUUAUCAACGUUGGCACCACGAGCAUCCCCUCCACCUCUUAUAAGCGUUGGGUCCAUUUGGACACGUUCCACUUGGAGCAGUACUUCACAUAACUAGUCCUUUUACCAUGUCUAAUAGUUUUUUUUAAAGGCUUACCAUGUCUAAUAGUUUUAAGAGACAAAAAAGUUAAUUUUAAUUAGUUUAUUAUUGAGGCAAAUUAAAUAGUUCAAAUACAAUAUAGAUUAAAGAGAACAUAAAUAUUAAUAUAAAUUUAAAUAUAGCAUCAUUGAUUGUUCCUGUUAAUUUAGGUCAAGAUAGAAACCUUAAACUGGAAUUAUAGCUCUUACAGAUAUAACCGUGCUACAGUACGUAUGUACAACAAAACAUGCACGCCACCAAGUUAUAUAAAUGUGGAAACGAAUCUUUAAAGGAUAUUUACCACUUUUACACAUAUCAGGAAAAUGCCGAAAGUGAAGAAGAUAGGGACUUUUAACUUGUCAUUUUUAAAUGGUUUGAAUAACAUAAUAAUUUUUUUGACUAAGGGCUUUCAAAUAUAACAUCAUAAUGACGUUUGUAUAUCAUAGAAAUUUAAAAUUUAUUUUUAUAAAUUCAAAUUUUACACAUAAAAUUAAAUAAAAAUUUAAAAUAAGAUUUAUAAUAUUUUAAAACUAGAAUUAGACAACAAGAAUAUUACAAGAGAAACUUAAUAGAAAAACUUUUUAAGAAGAUACAUGAAGACAUGAUUAUUUCACAAAUUUAAAUAUUACAACAAUACUAAUAGUCUAGUAAUUUGCUCCGGAACCUCUAAAUUGUCCAAACAAAUUUUGUGUACCGAAAAUAGAGCAUUACAGAGGUAAUUUUAUAGAAUAAUGUGAUAUUUUGUUUGUAUUUUAAUAUUUAAUUAUGUAUUUCUCUUUAUAAUUUUAUAUUCUAAUGUAAUAAUUAAUUAAUUAAUUAAUAUUACUGCAAUAUUUUUAUAUAUGUGCUUGUUAUUUAUAAUUUAUUUAUGAAUUUAUAUUAAUUAUGAAAAAUAUAAAAAUUAUAGUAUACAUUUCAAAUAAUUUUAAAGUUAAUUUUAAAGUUUUGCUUUUGAAAAAGAACACUACGAAAAUUUAAAUAUAGAGUUUGAAAACUCUAAAAUAGAAAUUUUUUUAGAGAUGUUCUAAGAGCUAUAUAUAUUGCUUUUAACAUAAACUAACCACACAAUCGUAGUUGAGUGGUACGGCAGGUUUCAAAAGGUGUUAAGAACUCCCGGUUUAAAAUAUACCAAACUCAAAUUUAUUCUUUUGUAUGGCUUGAUGACAUGAAUAUUUAAUUUUUUAGGAGAUUAGUCGGUUGGGCUUCGGUCCGCUGGACAACCGCAAACUAUCUCAAAAAAAUAUUUUCAUAAACUUUUUUUUGUAACUUUUCAUAAAGCUUUUUGCACAUGUUAAAUGCAAUUUUAAAGCACUUAUAUGACAACAUGUGCACAAUAUUUUCUGAUUGUUUUUGUUUGAGUUCUUUUCAAUUUGUUCUUUCCUACUUCUUCAUUAAGGUCAAAAUCUUAAGUUAGCUAGGAAAUAUUAUAUUUCGUUUUUACCGAAAAAAAUAUUAUAUUUCGUAAAUAUCUAAUUCUCGUACCAAACAGAAUACUUGGGACCCGCGAACACUGUUGAAGUUUAUGAUCGUCAUUUUCCACUAAGUGGCGACCAAAAGUCAUGACUCAUGUGUGUGACAGUGUGAGUGCGUCUAUAUAUACAAAGAAAGACACAUAUCAAUACUCCAAGCUACUAGAACAUUUAACCUAAGAAAAAACUAACAAAAAAAGAGAGGAGAAAAAAGACUCCCCAUGGUUCACGCUGGUGGUCAUAAUUCACCGGCCGGGUCGAAUCCAAACCCAACCCAUAUGAACAAAUUCGCUUUCGGGUGUGCUGUCGUUGCUUCCAUCAUUUCAAUCAUCUUCGGAUAUGAUACGGGAGUUAUGAGCGGAGCACGGAUAUUUAUACAAGAUGAUCUGAAAAUAAACGAUGAUCAGGUAGAAGUUUUGAUGGGCAUCCUGAAUCUUUGUGCUCUCGUUGGAUCUUUAACGGCGGGAAAAACAUCUGACGUCAUCGGUCGGCGUUACACCAUUGCUCUCUCCUCCGUGAUAUUCUUAGUUGGAUCGGUUGUUAUGGGUUACGGUCCAAACUACGCCGUUUUAAUGGUAGGAAGAUGUAUAGCUGGAGUGGGUGUAGGGUUUGCUCUAAUGAUAGCUCCGGUCUACUCCGCCGAGAUAGCCUCUGCUUCACACAGAGGCUUUCUCACUUCGCUCCCCGAGCUUUGUAUUAGUCUAGGGAUCUUACUAGGCUAUGUUUCGAACUACUUCUUCGGGAAAUUGACGUUGAAACUCGGCUGGAGAUUGAUGCUUGGACUCGCAGCGAUUCCUUCAAUGAUAUUAGCGUUUGGGAUUUUGAAAAUGCCUGAAUCUCCGAGGUGGCUUGUGAUGCAAGGUAGGUUAGAAGAGGCCAAGAAAAUCAUGGUUUUGAUAUCCAACACCGAAGAAGAAGCUGAAGAACGCUUCAGGGACAUUUUAGCCGCUGCAGAGAUAGAGGAAGAUGGAGCGGUUAAAGCGGUUGGCCGCGGUGUAUGGAGAGAGCUGGUGAUAAACCCUACACCCGCGGUGCGUUUGAUCUUGAUCGCGGCCGUGGGGAUCCAUUUUUUCGAGCACGCGACUGGGAUCGAAGCCGUCGUUUUGUACAGCCCAAAGAUCUUCGAGAAAGCUGGAGUGACUUCAAAAGACAAGCUCUUACUAGCCACGGUCGGUGUAGGUUUAACCAAGGCUGUUUUUAUAGUAAUAGCUACUUUCUUGCUGGACAAGGUAGGUCGGAGAAAGCUUUUGUUGACGAGUACAGGCGGUAUGGUCUUUGCGUCGACCAGUUUAGCGAUUGGUCUCACGAUAGUUCACCGUUUCGGGCGGUUAGUGUGGGCCUUGAGGUUGAGCAUCGUCUCUGCGUACACGUUUGUAGCGUUUUUCUCGAUCGGGCUUGGGCCUAUAACGUGGGUGUACAGCUCUGAGAUAUUCCCGCUGAGACUUAGGGCUCAGGGAGCGAGCAUAGGCGUUGCGGUUAAUAGGAUCAUGAACGCAGCGGUCUCUAUGAGUUUUCUGUCAAUAAUGAAGACGAUCACGAUGGGAGGUGUGUUCUUUAUGUUCGCUGGAAUCGCGGUUGUAGCGUGGUGGUUCUUCUUCUUUAUGUUGCCGGAGACCAAAGGAUUGCCAUUGGAAGAGAUUGAGAAACUUUUUGGUGGUGGAGAUGCUCGUGGUGCUCGCGACGGAGUGGAGAUUCAAGCAAAGAGAGUCAAUAAUAAGAUUUGAUUAUCAUUGUAGUAGUAGUAGAGUGAUUUGGGCCAUUUGGCUUAUAUUUUCUUUGUCAACGUAAUUUGGCAUAUCUAUACUAUAUAUACGGUGUGAUUGUGUAUGCAGAUAAAUCGCUCAAGACUAUCUAUAAUCUAUAUUGGAUCAUGA